Morchella importuna is the source of this 615-nucleotide messenger RNA. RefSeq lists its product as uncharacterized. NCBI's taxonomy places the organism in Eukaryota, Fungi, Ascomycota, Pezizomycetes, Pezizales, Morchellaceae. Gene Ontology annotation, molecular function: protein binding. The record is from RefSeq and is a predicted model, not a curated record. The transcript has 3 exons. The coding region runs from base 1 to 615 and encodes 204 amino acids.
AUGCACCGCAGAAGAAAAUCCACCCGCCGAGAAGGCAACACCUACGCCCCUCCUCACACCCCGCCCCACCCCCACCCCCACCUCCCCUACGGCUGGACCGCCCGCUUCGACGCCUGCUACCAGCGGUUCUACUAUGUUGAUCUCGCCACCAAGCGGACACAGUGGGAGAUGCCGCUUGUGGUUGUUAACGCUCCCAUUCAAGGUCGAGCGUCGGGCGAGUACCGUCGGCCUGCGUCGUUUCCGGAUGACAUUGAGACCCGGAGCCACGAGAGCAUGACGCAGACGGCGGAGGCGAGCAGAGGCUGCUUAUCUGUGCUGCUGGCGAGGGUGGCUCCGGCGAGAACCGAGGUGGCGCCGGUGCCAGUGGUUGUGCACAUGCCGGUUGUGCUAGUUGCGAGAUCCGGGCGACCUCCCACGAGUCGGGUCCCAGGACUAGCUGCAGUGCUCUACGCCGAGAGGAGGCACAUCGAGCUGAUGGCUGUGGUCAUCGAUCAGCACAUUACUCGCAACGGCCUCAUGAUCAGCCGGGUUAUGCUCGGGAAGAUAAUACUAUAUCUACCCAUACCUGCGGAGGUCACGGAGCAGUUGGAGAAGCUGCAUGCUCGAGAGAUGUAG